Oryctolagus cuniculus (rabbit) is the source of this 8125-nucleotide messenger RNA. Lineage: Eukaryota; Metazoa; Chordata; Mammalia; Lagomorpha; Leporidae. The record is from RefSeq and is a predicted model, not a curated record.
GGGUGCAGCCCAGGUGCCUGGAAGCACCGAAAGCCUCUGGGACGAAGCCCAGGAAGUGCCUCCAACUUCAGUCUGGAGCAAGCCCACCUGAGACCUUGCCAGGGAGGGGAGAGGUGGGACUCGUCAGUCAUCACACUGGAGAUCAGUUCUCAGACAUGGAGAAGCUGCAUGGGCUAAGAAGUACCAGCAGGCACUCAGCACCCACAGCACAGAAGCCACUGGCUUUCUCCUGGUCUUAGUGUGUUUCCCGCUGCUGGAGGAGAACGUGAUGGGCAGGGGGAUUCUGAACAGUGGGAGUGUACAUGGCUCACGGUUCCAGAGGCUGGCAAGUCCAAGAGCAGGCACCAGCCUCUGGGAGGCCUUUGUUCUGUGUCAUACCCAGCAAGAAGUGCCUGAGAGGCAGAGGUGGGAGCCAGCCGGAUUCACACUUUCUGCCAGGAACUCGUGCCAAGGAUGGCGUGAAUCUACUCAUUACCUCUCAAAAGCCCCACCUCUUUGUUUUAACGGCAGUUAUAUCUUAACGUGAAGGCCAAGUGUUCGUCCUAGUGAUUAAGGCACCAGUCGGGACUCCUUCAUCCCAGGUCAGAGUGCCUGGAUUCGAGUCCUGGCUCUGCUCCUGACUCUAGCUUCCUGCUAAGGUGCUCCCUGAAAGAGACAUCAGGUGUGUGGGUCCCUGCCACCCACAUGGGGACCUAGAUUGAAUUCCUAGCUCCUGGCUUCAGCCCAGCCCAUCCCCAGCUGUUGCAGGCAUUUGGGGAGUGAAGCAGCAGAUAGAAGCUCUCUCUCUUUGUGGACUUCAAACCGUAGCAGCCCUGACGUGUCAUUUGGGACGCAGUCCCUGCGAAGGGAGCACUUGUUGGUUUGCAUUGGACUAGGAGCCAGUCGGAGAACCUGAGUCAGAGUCUGGAAGCCAAAUGACCCAGCUGUGUGCUCUUGGAUGUGGGCAGUGUGGAAGAAGUAACAGGGCAGGGUCUCUGCUCAGAGGAACCAGGUGCCACUCUGUUAGGGGCAUAGCUCAGGGUCCCCCUCCUGUGCUCCCCUCCCCUGGUCUCUGAUGUUCUUAGCACGGGCCCCGGUGAGACUCACAAAGGCCAUCUACAGCACCAAGCGUUACAAUGGACUCGUUUCUCCUGCACCAUGACUAAGGGCUUCCUGGCCACAAUGGACCACUGGCCUCCUGCGGGAAGAAGUUUUGCAGCCGCGGCAGCCGAUGCGUGCUCAGCGGGGCCACCAGGGAGCCCGAAUGCCGCUGCCUGGAGGUGUGCAGGCCCAGCUACGUGCCCGUGUGUGGCUCCGACGGCAGGUUUUACGAGAACCACUGUGAGCUCCACCGCGCAGCCUGCCUGCUGGGGAAGAGGCUGUCCGUCACCCACAGCAAGAACUGCUUCCUCCAAGGGGACACGUGCACCAUGGCCGGCUACACCCAUCUGAAGAACGUGCUUGUAGCACUCCAUACCCGACGGCAGCCACUGCAGGACAGCAGCCAUGACCCUGCCUCCCAGCAGCGCCACCUGGUGGAGUCUCUGUUUCAGGACCUGGACACAGACAGCAACGGCCACCUCAGCGGCUCUGAACUGGCCCAGCAUGUGCCAAAGGACCAGGACCUAGAUGGGGACCUGCUGGGCUGCUCACCUGGUGACCUCCUCCGAUUUGACGAUUACGACGGCGACGGCUCACUGACCCUGCGGGAGUUCCUCACGGCCUUCCAGGUGCUGCAGCUCAGCCUCGCCCCCGAGGACCGGGUCAGUGUGACCACUGUGACUGUGGGGCUGAGCACAGUGCUCACCUGCGCCAUCCGAGGAGACUUGAGGCCACCGAUCAUCUGGAAGCGCAAUGGGCUCACCUUGAACUUCCUGGAUUUGGAAGACAUCAACGACUUCGGUGAGGACAACUCCCUGUACAUCACCAAGGUGACCACCAUCCACAUGGGCAAUUACACCUGCCACGCCGCCGGCCACGAGGAGCUGUUCCAGACCCACGUCCUGCAGGUGAAUGUGCCGCCGGUCAUCCGCGUCUAUCCCGAGACCCAAGCCCAGGAGCCCGGGGUGGCCGCCAGCCUGCGAUGCCACGCAGAGGGCAUCCCCAUGCCCAGAAUCACUUGGCUGAAAAACGGCAUGGAUGUCUCGGCCCAGCUGUCCAAGCAGCUCUCGCUUUUAGCCAAUGGGAGCGAACUCCACAUUGGCAGCGUUCGGUAUGAGGACACGGGGGCGUACACCUGCAUUGCCAAGAACGAGGUGGGUGUGGACGAAGACAUCUCCUCGCUCUUCAUCGAAGACUCGGCCAGGAAGACCCUGGCCAACAUUCUGUGGCGAGAGGAAGGCCUCAGCGUGGGAAACAUGUUCUACGUCUUCUCCGAUGACGGCAUCGUGGUGGUCCACCCUGUGGACUGCGAGGUCCAGCGGCACCUCAAACCCACCGAGAAGAUCUUCAUGGACUUGGAAGAAAUCUGCCCCCAAGUGGCAGGAGAGGGCACGGCACCGUGCCAGUGGGCGUCAGCAGUGAACGUCCGGAACCGCUACAUCUACGCGGCACAGCCAGCACUGGGCAGAGUCCUCGUGCUGGACGUCCACGCCCAGAAAGUUCUGCAGUCCAUAGGUGUGGACCCUCUGCCGACGAAGCUGGUGUACGACAAGUCACAUGACCAGGUGUGGGUGCUGAGCCGGGGAGACACACACAAGUCCCAGCCGAGCCUCCAGGUGAUCACAGAAGCCAGCGCCGGCCAGGGCCAGCACCUCAUCCGCACCCCCUUCGCAGGAGUGGAGGACUUCUUCAUCCCCCCCACCAACCUCAUCAUCAACCACAUCAGGUUCGGCUUCGUCUUCAACAGGUCUGAGCCCGCCGUGCACAAGGUGGACCUGGAGACGCUGGCGCUCCUGGGCACCAUCAGCCUGCGGCGCCACGGCUGUGCGCCCCGCGCCAUGGCGCACACCCACCUGGGCGGCUACUUCUUCGUCCAGUGCGGCCAGGACGGCCCCGCGGCCGCCCAGCUGCUCAUCGACAGCGUCACAGACUCCGUAAUCGGCCCCAACGGCGCUGUCGCAGGCACCCCGCACGUGUCCCCCGACGGGCGCUUCGUGGUCAGCGCCGCGGCCGACAGCGCCCGGCUGCACGUGCAGGAGGUCACGGUGCGCGGGGAGAUCCAGACACUGCACGAGCUGCCCGUGGGCCCGGGCGUGGCCGACGUGGCCUUCCAGCGCUCCGCCACGCACGGCGGCCAGUACGACGUCUACGCCACGCUGGCCACGCGGCCGCACCUGCUGUUCCUGCAGCUGGCCACGGGCAGGCGGGCCCUGCUCAAGAACCUGAGGGAGCCGCCCGCAGGGCCCGGCCGAGUGGUGCGGGACAGCGGGCUGUUCGGCCAGUACCUGCUCACGCCGGCGCGGGAGUCGCUGUUCCUGGUCAACGGGAGGCAGCGCUCGCUGCGGUGCGAGGUGUCGGGCGUGAGGGGCGGGAGCACGGUGGUGUGGGUGGGCGAGGUGUGAGGGAGCGCCCCGCACCGCCCGGCCCUGACACCGCGGCCCCACGCUGGUCCGCUGUACAUUUUCACAGACAAAAGCCAAAUUCCGUAUUCGCUUUGUGGUUCUACGCUGGCCUCCUUGCAAGUUUCCUAGUAUAAGGUGCGCGCUGCUGCCGAGAUGGGGUUUUUCGUUCGCAAGUCCGAUGCACGCCCUGAGCUCCGACGGAACACGUGCUGCCGCCUAAGGAGUCACCUGGGCGCCAGCCGGCCGCCCCCUCGCCUGGACACGUGGACACGCGUGGGGCCCGCAGGCCCCGCCGCCCUCCAGUGCUGCCUUCACGUUGCCAUUGUCCUUCACCGCCCCCUGCCCCGGCGGACGGCGCCCCAGCCGGGGCCUCUGCUGCUUGCUUCUCCGUCCCUGCGGCUCGUCGCCAGCCCCGGGGAGAGCCCACAGGACUUCCUGCAUCUCGGGGGACGGGGAAAUCACACGCUUUAUUUUGGAAAUUUUUGACAAGAUGAUUUUUUUAUAAUUGUGAAUGCUACUAAGCAGGAAGAUGCUCUCCGAGGCCCCCGUCACCGUCCACAGCCACAGAGGACAGUUGCCCCCAAGAAGAAGGGCCCCACACGGCCGCCACCCCGUUUGUCCAGGUGCAGGGUGGGCGCCCAGGAGGCCGAGGCCCGCGUGCCUGCUUCCACCGUGCGGGAGAGGCGUUUCCUAGCCAGGCCCAGCACCAGACUCAAGGUGGACCAGGCUCGUGUGACUGGGGGCAAGUGGCCGCCAGGCUCGGUGCCGAAACCCCAGGGACGCCCCGAGUGGCGUCCAGGCAGGUUCCAGAGCUGUGCUUUUGUCCACUGGCUGGCUGCCCAGCCGCAGGCCCUGUCCACACUGCAGAGAGCACGCUUCCGUACAUACUGACCCCACUCAGCACCAGACACUGCAGCCCGUGGGGGGCUCCCAGGUGGGCAUCAGUGCAAUGCAGCCCACCCAGUCCCACAGACUCGACCUGGCCCCAUGGGGCUCAGAACACCCGCUGGCCCUCUCUCGCCCACGUCCAGGGUAUGCUUCCCAGCUCACCUGCUCACUGUACAAGCCACACGGGGCGGAGAGAGGCAGCCCCAUCACAGAAACCUUAGCUCCUCUGGCCACCUCGCCUGCUGCUACGCAAUCACCGUGUCGGGGACAAGAAGCUGGGCUGCCUCGCCUGGACACACAGCCCCUGUCCUUUCCACCCGCGGGCCCCCAACUUCCCAACCUCAGCCAUCCCCGUGAGUCUCUGGUGUCUGGAUCCACGAAGGCCACAGCCCCUGCAGCCCUGCCGCAUGUGCCUGGACAGGACCGUGGGUGCUCGGGUUUCCUUAAAGGUAAGAUACGCAGAACAGAAGGUGAGGGAACUCACCGCAAACCCGAACACUCAGCGUCCGGGGCUGGGAUGGAUGAAGACGCAUCUCCCCCCUUUUUCCUGCCUCAGUACCUGGGUACGUGGACACCCCAACUCCCACUGUGUCCCUGCAAUUCUCCAGUGCUCAUGAACCUCCCCCUCCUGGCAAAACGGGGUCAGCUCUGGCAGACAAGGCGUCUGCACCUCCAGGAGGGCGCGCGGCCCCAGGAGGCAAAGCCACAGGGACCAAGAGGAUCAAAGGCCCUGCACAGGAAAGUAGGACACUUCUUCGGGUUGGGGCCAGCCUGGCCUGCCCCUCUCCCCCUGCAGCCGCUGCUGGGAACCCGCCCUCCCUACAGAUGGAGCCAGCAAGCAGGUGCUAGCGCGACCACCAAAGAGCUGCUUACGGCGGAAACUCCCUCAGAAACCUUGAAAUUAACUGCACGGGAGUUCAAGAUACACAGCCCACACCUGUGGCAAUGUGAAGGCUUUGAAACGGAGACCCUACCCCAGCUCAAGCAUGCAGGACCUGGCACAAAGGUUCUGGGGCGAGAGCCCACCCGGCCACCCCCGAUGGCCAGGAGGAAGGGCCUGUUGGCCUCGCAGCCACAUGAACUUCCGGCGCAGCAGGCCUGAGGCUCAGCCGUCCCCUGUGUGGCCGUAGGAGUCACAGUGGCGGCCUCAGCCUCAUGGCCCCUGCCGGCCCUGCCUGGGACUGGGACUGGCCCAGGCCCAUUGCUUGGACCUCCAAGCUGUUCUCGUCUCCAGCUGCUCUCCCCAAAGCACCAAAUAGAGCUUGCCAGAGCCUGGGGAAGCCUUGGCUGGAGCCAGCUAUAGACACCACCUUUCAGGUGCCCCGAGCUGGGGACAGCAUGGCCAGAGAUGGGAAACCCGAUCCUGCAAGUCCCACCCGCUCCCAGGCACCUCCCCACUCCCUGCUCAUCUGGGCAGAAAAGGGCCCCUACCUCCAAGGGGCACCCGGAAGAUGCUUAUCACCCCCAAAGGAGCAUCCCAGCUGCUGGGUCUCCAUCGAACAAAGCAGCCAGGAGCCGGCUGUGAAUGCCCCGUCUUCCUGUUUCUGUCGACCAAUAGCCUGUGAACUAAAGGAGAUUUCAGAACUGAGAUGUGAAUCUGGUCCGUUCUGGAUCUAUUUUUCUACAGGGGGCAUACACAGCGCACUCCUCGCUUCUUCACAGUGUGCUUCAUUCCACACGCCGUCCCCACCGUGCACCGCUCUCCGCCCCCACCCCAUCUGUGACCUCCUCCUGAGAAGCCAGCCUCCAGGAGAGCCAGCAUUGCUCCUGCCUCCCUCCUAGGCAUCCGCCAAUCUACCUCACAUUCUCCCUGCAUCCAGCACCCCCACGCGCUGCCCCCGACCCAGAGGUCCCCUGCGAGCUUCCACUGCCCAGGAACCUGCAAACGGACGCCAAGUGCAGUCAGGACCCACUGGGCCACGGCCCCUUGCUGCCCAGAACCACGCACACCAAGCCCUAGCUCACAGCCCUUGGAGUCGGGACCGAGACCAGAGAGCGCUUACUCAGCGCUGUCAGGGACGUGGGCUCCCGGCCAGUGGAACAGACCACUGAUCUGAGCCAUGCCUUGUCUCUGAGCCCCAGCCCCUCAACCUCCCCCGCCCUCGUCUCUCUCCCUUUCCUGUUGCCUUCCCAUGAGCCACACAACAAUGGCUCCCACCAUCCUAGGAGCAAGUGGCCUUACUGCGACACCAGCCCUCGGGGCGUCCGCCCAUCCAGCGUCCCAGCUUGCGGUACGGUGAGGAGCCCCCCACAGGCCAGAUGCCGCUCUUGGCUCCCAGACCGGCGCCCAGGCUGAGCAGUUCUGUUCUAGAAAGCCACUCGCUGCCUUGGUUCCUGUCCACAAUCAGAGAUGACAAAACAGAGAUGCUUCAAGGCUUCCAGGAGAGAAACUUACAGUGCCUGCCCUCACGGUGUGACCACGAGGCCCCAGGCAGCCCACCUCCUGCUCUUGUCGGCUACACUGGACCGCCCGUCAGGUCACUUGAGGAUCCCAGCACCUUGUCGGGGCCCGCGGGCUUGGCCGUCCGCCUCCCAGUAGGGAGUGAGAGACGAGCAAGCAUGUUACGCAUCCACAACCCUCUUUGGAGCACUGGGAAGCGCAUGGGCAAGCCAAAUUAGCCAAACCCCAGAUCUGAAAUGACCAAAAAUGGGGCAAGUGGGGAUUCCCCUCCAGAAUUCACUGUGGGGCUCCUUUAGCCAGCACUGGAGUGUUCAGCAGGUGCUUUUGUGGUUGGUGUUUGUUUGUUUUAUUUUUUUACAAAUCUGCAACUCACACACCCUCCUUUGCAGCUCAUCAUAACUGACACAGGACCAUCCCUUUCCCAUGGGGCCCCAAGAGCGCGGCUGCACCCCAGAGGGCUCCGCCUGCACUCCACAAAGCAAUAACUGUUGACUCGCCGCGACACCAAGCCCGGCGACACGUGGGGCCCCACAGCUCCGGGGCAGGAGAAGCCGCGGCAGCCCCUGGCACACGCUCCCCAGGAGCAGAGCGUGGUCUCUGAGGAUGGGCAGCCAGUUCUGACCGCCUGCAAGACACAAGGGCCCCAAGGCUAAGGCUUCGCCCACCGCCCAGCGCGACACCUGCCGAUGGCAGGAGCAUGGCUGGUGCCUGGCUGCUCCGGCCGCUUCACAGAUGCGAGGGCCACAGGUCUGCUGGCCCCCACCCAUGCAGGUGGGGCCCAUGCAGUGGCACCCGCCUGCCCACCCAGCCCCACGGCUCCCCACGCUUUUCUGACAGCCACGAGAGGCUCUGAGAACAGAGCUGGGCUCGGAGCAUCGGCCGAGGGCUCCUGUUCCACGAGAUGGCACAGCCACGCGGCCCCUGGCGUGGGAAGCUGCACGCACCACCUGUCCUGGGCGGUUCUCCCCUCCCCGCCCCACACCACUUCCGGAUCUCUUCCAUCAAGGCAGAUUACGUUAUUUUGAGCUGUUGUGUAGACUCCCAAAAUAUAUUUUCUCUAAUCACCAGUAUUUCUCAAAGGCCUCCUGUAAUUAUUAUACAUGUGAAUUUUUCCUUAUUUAUACAAUAUAUAUAAAUUAUUUUUAAUACAUCAACUUUAGUAGAAAUUUGUACCAACACAGUAACAGUCCGUGGCGUUUGAAACCAGCUUGUGUUGCGCUGACGUAUGACACAGUAUUGCACACACGAUGUCUCUGUGGUUCCACUGGACGGGGAGACUCACACACCACCAUGAGUGUCGUCAUUAUAAAUGCUCUUUUUCUGAGGAUUUUACAAUAAAACUUGAGAAACGUGA